AAAAUUUAUUUUUCUGAGAUAUGCGUGGUGUCCUUGUUUUCAUGUAUUAUUUGUCAGUUUUAACAAGCAUUUCUUCAAAUGUUAAAUUUAUACAUGAACCCAAGGACUCCUGCAUACCGUGGCGCGGUCAAAGUCAAAUUAUUUGUAAGGUUGAUCACCCUAAAGCGACUUAUUCUUGGCUAACAAUACGUCAUGCGCCUUUGGAUUUAAUUUUUUCAAAUGGACGUCUUCAUUUUCUAAAAGAAGCUAAUGUAUUAUUUGAAAAAUCCGAAGCAGUUGUUGAAAAUUCUUCAUUUGUAAAUGUUAAUGCUCUCGAUGGUCAUUUACUUCUCAAACAUCCCACAUCAGUCGAUAAAAUUAACCGGUCAAAAUCAUUGAUACUAAACUAUAAAUCAUGGCUUGAAGGUUCUUAUCGAUGUAAAGCUUCUAUUCCCGGUGAAGGUAGUUUGGUUAGCCGUGCUGUAAAUAUACGUCUUUCUGAUCUCUUUUUUGAACCAAAUCUACCAACAACUCAUGGUCUUCUGUCUAAUUCACAUCAACCGUUAAACAAUGAAUUUCAACAGUAUUCAACUUCUUCACUAGAGACUGACUUUAAUAAACAUCCUGGUCUUGGUGGAGGUAGUUUUUAUCCAGGCGAAGUAGUUGUUCUUCGUUGUCCAUUGAUAACAAUCAGUUCAGUUAAACCAAUUAUACGAUGGUUUCAUGUCACAUCAGAUGUGAUGGUUAUGCAACCUGUCGGUUUCGAUACAGAUUUAAGUGAUUCUACUUGGCCGGAUCACUAUGAAGCUAUCCCAUUGGAUGGUGGUCGUUGGCUUGAAAUUCACUUGGGUCAUUCAAAUACCUCUCUUAUUAGUCAUCAUCGUCGUCGUUCUCAACAAGAUCAAUCAGAGUGGAAUAAAAAUUUCCAAUAUCUUUAUAAUGAUAAUGAUCCAGAUAUAAAAUCUCGAUUCAAUGAGGAUUAUUUUCGUGCUGGUUUUGGUGAAUAUUUUUGUGAAAUACAUAUACCAUCAAUACAACAGAUAGAUAAUUUCAUCAAUCAGUCAGAUAAAAUUGGAUUAAAUAAUACAGGACCAUAUAUCCCAGUGAAUUUAUUCUCUUCUGUUACCGCCGCAGCCGCCACCGCUGCCUCCGCCUCCUUCUCUUCAUCAUCGUUGUCGUCGUCUUCAGCAACUACAACUGUUGUCAGUGAAUUAAAGCCUUCGAAUUCAAGAGAUGCUGUUAUUACUUGGUCUGUUCAACCGUAUGAAUUGGUACAAGUUGAAUUUCCAUCUAUAUUUAUGCAUUCUCUUGAAAGUGUUCCGACUGCAUCAUCGUCAUCAUCAUCAUCGACAUUAUCAUCUAGUUAUAAUAUUAGAAAUCAACAGUUUUCUACAGAUAAUCGCCCAUCAUCCCAACAACAGGAUUAUGAAUUAUGGCGUAAAGUGAAUUCUACAAUUACACUUUUAUGCGCAUGCAAUAUUCGUCAGUUGAAUAACAAUAAUAUACAUGUUUUUGAUCGUUCUAAUAUAAUUUGGUUUAAUUCAAAUCGAUUAACUAAUGGUUAUGGUAUUCAAUGGAAGAAAGAUAAUGAAAUUUUAUCGGAGAAACUGUUACAAACAAGUUCCAGUCAUUCCCGUAUAGUUGGCAGUGGUAGCCUCUUAAUAAAUAAUGCACAAUUGGAAGAUACUGGAAUUUAUUCAUGUCAAGUUGUGAAUUUUUUAAAUAACUCCAUAUUGAAAGAAACAAGAAUUCAAUUGAUUGUUGGCAAUUCACCAGUUCUAAUUAAUGCUUCACCAAUGGAAUUACAAGCAAAAUUACAUUUUGAACAAAUAUUAUGGUGUAAUUUUAAAACAUAUUAUCCAACAAUUAUACAAUGGCGUAAAAAUGGUGAAAUCAUACAGAAUAGUGAAUAUUUUCGUAUUACAAAUAAUGUUACUGAAUUUCCCAAUCAAUCAGAUCAACUUGAUCAUCCCCAUGACCGAUAUCAACAACAAAUUAUGACACAAAUUAAAAUACAACGAAUUUUAUCAAAUGAUUUCGGGUAUUUUCAAUGUUUAGCAGAGAACAGAUUUGGUUCUGUUCAACAUACAAUUAUGCUUCGUGUUUUACAGUCAAAUUUAAAUGAUUAUAUAAAUGAUGGAAUUGACAAUAAUAAUAAUAAUAAUAUGUAUAUGUUUGUACCGACUAAUAUACGAGUAUGGAAUAUCAGUGAUACACAUGCUUAUGUUAUGUGGGAUGAACCAGAAUGGUAUUUAUCAAAACCAAUUAUGUAUUUUAUACAAAUUGAAUCAGAUGAUACUCCAGGACACCUUACUGUGAAUACAACGAAAUCAGUUAUUCUACUGGCUGAUCUUCAACCAGAAACAAAAUAUUUACUUAAAAUAUUUCCAGCUUUAACUGAUGAGUCCAUUCAACAACGAUCUAGUAAUCACAAUAAUAAUAAUUUUGCAUCAGUUCAAUUUAUUACAAAACCAUUGAUUCAUCGUCCUCCUGCUGUAAAAGAUUUAUCUGCUGAAUCAUGGAAUUAUGGUACACUGACUGUCUCAUGGAAAACUCCAUUGUUGGAUGGUGCUGAGAAUGAUAAAAUUGUUUCUUACCAAAUUAUACUUCGUUCACUUACUACUACCACUACUACUACUACUACUACUUCUUCCACCACUGACGAUCUGAUAACUAAUAAAUCACCAAUUGAAAUCAAUAUACGUACAUCAGAUUUGACACUUAUCAAUAAUGGGGAUCGAUUAAGUUAUACUGUGUUAGAUUUAACACCGGAUGCUUUCUAUCAAAUUACUGUUUAUCCUAUCACUGAAUCUAAUAUAACUGGUCAUGUGGCUUAUUUAACAUCUUCACCACGAGUCACUUCAAAACCGCCAUCAAAAUCACCAAUGAAUCUUCAUGUACAUUCCAUCGGGGCUUAUGUAGCUACUGUAGCAUGGCGACCACCUCCAUUGAAAUAUAGAAAUGGUCAAUUAAUUGUUUAUCGUAUUAAUAUUUCAUGUGAUGAUUGGUUACAUUCACGUUAUAUUAUGGUACAGAAUAAAUUAAGUCAAUUAAUAAAAGGUUUAACUUCUGGUAUGGAAUAUGAAUUAUCAGUUUCAGCGGCUACACGAGCAGGUAAUGGUCCUGAUUCAGAAAUUGUAAAAUUUACUACAAUGACUCAAAAGAAUGAAGCAGAUGCUGACGCAGAGAAUAAUAGUGAUGGAUACAUGUUAUCUAGUGAUGCUUCAUUAGAGGAUUACGGUGCUCCUAUUAUUGAACAUCGUCAAUCAUCUUCGUUGCCAAAUAAUGACAAUCCUGUGUUAGGACCAGUUGAAAAUCUUCAAGUUUUAGCGGAAGAACAAAGUUUACUAAUAAUGUGGUCACCUCCAAUUGUUUCUUAUUCUUCAUCGGGAAUUUCUCGUCAUUUUGUUCCUUCGCCUACUGGCGUUAAUAAUGAUCAUCGUAGGAAUAAGCAUUUAAAUAACUCUCCAUUAAGAGCAACUAAAAAUCAUGAAAUCGAUAUAUCACAUUAUAUAAUUGCUUGGGGUAAAAUGCAUCCUGGACCAGAUUCUGUAGAAUUGCCAAAAAAUCAAACUACUUAUUCCAUACAAAAAUUAGAUCAAGAUACUACUUAUUUUAUUAAAGUAGUUGUAGUCGGUAAAAAUCACGAAAUGAAAGAAGCUUUUAUAUCAGCUAGAACAAAGCCAAGCUCUUCUAGUGAACAUCUACCGAUCCCUUUGAAUUUACAUGUUUCUUCAUCGGACUCGAAUUGGGCCAUUAUAACAUGGGAUAAAACACAAUGUACUCAACAUUAUAAUCAUGAUGACAGUAAAAGCAAACGAAUGAAAAAUCAAUCAAAUCAAUUGAAAACAUCCACUGUGAAUGAUUGCUCUGAUAAUGAUAAUAAUAAUAAUAAUUAUGUUAUUAAAUUUUAUCAAGUUGCUUAUCAAUUAAUUGGCUAUUCUUCAUCGAAUCGAACUAAAACUAGAAUCAAUAAUAUUGAAGAUGGUAAUGAUGAAGAUAAGAAUAAGAUGGUUGCUGCAAAUCUACCAUCACCUUCACUUGAUAAAACACAACAUAUCAUUAGUGUAACAGAGAAUUGGGCAAAAUUAGAAAAUUUACAAUUUGGUCGAUUAUAUUCUGUAGUUGUUCGUGCUGUUGGUGAAAAAAAGAAAUCAUUGACCAAUGCACCAUUCACUUCAAUUAGUGCUAAUAAUAAUAAUAAUCUUGAUCAACAACAAGAAUUGAAUAAUAUCUUGUAUAGUGAAUGGAGUUUAGAGCAAAUUAUUGAGACAACAGAAAAAAGACCUAGUGAUUCACCACGUGAUAUUUCUUUAAUUGGUCUAAGUGGUAGUAGUGGUAGUAGUAGUAGUAGUAGCGGCGUUGAAUCCACUUCAUCAUCAGUCAGUAUACAAAUUAGCUGGCAACCACCAAUGCAUCCAAAUGGACUUUUAACAGGUUAUCUACUUUAUUUCACGCUAAAUCAUAGUUUACCUAUAAUGCAUUGGUCAAAACGACAUUUACCAUCGGAUAGUUUAAAUACUGUGAUAACUAGUCUACUACCAAAUGCAAUUUAUGCAUUUUGUUUAAAAGCAAUCAAUUCAUUCGGUGAUGGACCAAUUUCAUCAGUGAAAUUUUAUCGUACACCAGAUAUUUAUGGCCAAGGCGGUGGUGUUCUAACAUUUACCAAUCGUGACGAUCAAUCUAUGCCAAUUAUGAAUCCGGUUAUUUCAUUAAAACAUCAUAAUAAGAUACAUGAUAAUGAUAAAAUUGCUCAUUAUCCAGCAGAUUUAAUUUUUAUUAAACAACCUACAACUUUGUUAAAUGGUAAGAAACCAUAUCACAGUACUGGUACUGAUAGUCGUAGUAAUGCUACAUUUGCUGACACAAUUCUAUAUGGACCAAUAAAAAAUUCCUGGUUAACUAUCGGGAUUAUUAUUGGAUUAUUAAUGAUGAUUCUUAUCAUUAUUAUCAUUUCAUUAGUUUAUCGAAAACAUCGUCGACAUUUUGGUCCACUUACAAGCUAUAAACUUGGAAAAAAUUUAACUCAUUUACCGGAUGCGGAUAAUUUAAACGAAACUAAUAAUACUACUAAUAGUAAUACUCACACUACUAAUAAUAACAAUCGAAACAAUCAUAUAAACACUCAGAACAAUUCCAUUUCUUCUCAAUAUUUUGGAAGAAAACGUAAAUGUCUAACCAAAUCUUCAUUUGGUAUGAGCACAAAUCUAGCUAAUCAAGAUGUGGCUUUAUUAAUGAGUAAUGGUGAAGCAUUGCUGGCUUCAGAUAAUAUUGGUUGUGGUGUUGGGGGUGGUGGUGGCGGCGGCGGCGGAGGCGGUGGUGCUUCACAACAACCAUCCUCUAAUUUGUUAGUUAGUACUACUCUGGUUACAAUGCCGAAUAAUAUAUUGACAACAUCAAUGAAUUUAUCAUCGGCUACUGUUGGUGUUGGUGCUUCUAGUGGAGUUGGAGCUGGUGUUAUGUGUGGUUCUGGGCAAGUUUCAUCAGCUGCUAUUACACCGAAUCAAGGUGUUUUCUAUAAUAAUCAGAAUAAUAUGAAUACAGGUUCCUAUUCAUGGGAUCAUGAUUCGGAUUCAUUACAAUUUGCUUCAGUAUCACAAGAACAUACAAUUGACAGUAGUCAAUCACCUAAUCCUAACCAUCUGAUUACUGGUGGUGGGGGUGGGGGUGGUGGUGGUUAUCGACAACAAAUAACUCCAACAAAUGCGGAUAGUACUGGUAGUACAAAUUCAAUUCAUGGUAGUAUUGGUACACCGACAAGAAUACUGCCUAAUUUAACUUAUAAUCAGCAUCAGCAUCCUCAUCAUCAGACUCAUGGUUUGUCAAAUGAUCCAAAUCUAGGCUAUUCUUAUCCAACAGUUUCAUUGAUUCCAAAUGUAGUGAAUCCUAUGAUUGUUGCUUCACGUUCACCACCACUAGUCAAUGAUCAUAAUAGUAGUAGUAUUCCAAUGGCUGGUUAUCCUUCAAAUCAUUUCAUUCCAUCAGUUAUACCAUCAAAUAAUAAUAACAAUAAUAUUAGUAAUAAUAAUUAUUUAGUACAAUAUUAUCCAACUACAUCCAUGUAUAAUCAUCAUCAUCAUCAUUUCAAUGGUCGAAUACCAAUGGAACGAUUUGCAUCGAUCGUCACUCCUCAAGCUGCUCCACCGCAUAUGGUCUAUACUGGACAAUCAUCAUCAAGAUAUCCUGUACCGUGUAAUGUUGUAGAUCAAUCUCAAAUAAUUGCUACUUACGCUCAUGUCAUGAAUCCAUCUACUUAUACAACUAUUAGUGGUCAACCAACUUUAGUUCAUAUGAGCAAUACACCUCGAGUUAAUGCAGCUGAUAUUAUGUCAUUUACAAGUUCAGAAGAUAUUGGACCAGCAAGAUCAACUCCUUUAAAUGAUAAUGAUUCUCAGAAAUUUCUUCCAGUCAAUGGAGAUGAUCAUUCAAGGAAUAAAUCAGUGUACAAUAGUAGUAAUCAUCCUGUGCAUCAUACUCAUACAACACCUAAAUCGAAACGUAAUUCAUCCAGUACAACUGGUUCGCAUUCAAUAACAUCACCUAGACGUCGACGACCAUUGCUUAAUUCGAAUCGGAAUGGACGAAAUGUUGACCUGCACCUGAAUGGAUCUGUUGUAGAAGAUCAACAAAAUUCUAUGAAUCGUAGUAGUAACAGUAUUGGUAAUAGUAGUAAUAAUAGUAAUAGUAAUAACAAUACAAUGAUACAACAUGUGAAACAAAGAUCAAAUCGUAAUUCGGUCAUUGCAAAUCAUAAUGGACUUGAAGAUGGGGAACCUGAGGUUGUUCAAAAAGCAUUUAGCAGUGAAGAACUUACACAAGAAAUGGCUAAUUUAGAAGGUUUAAUGAAAGAUUUGAGUGCAAUAGCUAAAGAAGAAUUUAAUUGUUAAUUAGUUUUGU
This is a messenger RNA of Schistosoma turkestanicum, 6876 nucleotides long. NCBI's taxonomy places the organism in Eukaryota, Metazoa, Platyhelminthes, Trematoda, Strigeidida, Schistosomatidae. The record is from the annotation of a GenBank genome assembly.